AUUCUAUAACAUGAAAGUUUUGAACUCGGCCACCUUUCAGGUUUAUUCUUUAAAAUAUCUGUGUCAUUCUGUGGAUUCCAUGACCCUCCACCUGCCUUUUCUCACUUUUUACCUUUUAAGCCCACUCUCCAUCUCUCCAGAGGAAAGGGCAUUAAGAGUAGCGGGAGCAAGUCCGUUUCACUAAAGCAGCCUGAUUUGAAAAAGAUGAUUUCUGAACUGUGUCUUCCACAGACAAGAAAAACUCCCUCUGAACCACCUUUUUCUCCUUGUGAUAGCAGCAGACACCAAACAGCAACAGCCGUUGGAGAGAGGCUAAAUUUUUCUUGACUUCUGCAGCGACAAAGACCUUGAAAAAGUUGGUACUUCUGACCUACACCGCUGUCAUCCUACUGCUCACCCCAAGACAACCCAGGCUGGACAUUAGUGCCUCCCUCUUUACUACUCUGUGAUUAUCCAGAUCAGCGCUUGACUGUUUAUUUUCAAAUCUCAAAAACUCAGCCCCCAGAUCUUCAUAUUCUGGUUCUCAGCUGCUCUUGAAGGAUUGACUUGUUACCACCACAACAGCAGAGUCUGCCAUCCCCAGCAGUUCUCCAGUUGCUCCUGACAUCGGCCUCCUGUCUCCCUUUGUGGCCUCCUAAAUGCCCAUCGCAUUGGCCUGGGUUCAGCUGGUGGUAUGGAGGGGUGCUGCCUAGCACUGACCUGAGAGUGUGUGUGACCCAUUGACCCAAUGGACAUCAAAGGCCAGUUCUGGAAUGAUGAUGAUUCGGAGGGAGAUAAUGAAUCAGAGGAAUUUCUCUAUGGAGUUCAGGGGAGCUGUGCAGCUGACCUGUAUCGACACCCACAACUUGAUGCAGACAUUGAAGCCGUGAAGGAGAUCUACAGUGAGAACUCUGUAUCCAUCAGAGAAUAUGGAACUAUCGAUGACGUGGACAUUGACCUCCACAUCAACAUCAGCUUCCUCGAUGAGGAAGUCUCUACAGCCUGGAAGGUCCUCCGGACAGAACCCAUUGUGCUGAGGCUGCGAUUUUCUCUCUCCCAAUACCUUGAUGGACCAGAACCAUCAAUUGAGGUUUUCCAGCCAUCGAAUAAGGAAGGGUUUGGGCUGGGUCUUCAGUUGAAAAAGAUCCUGGGUAUGUUCACAUCCCAACAAUGGAAACAUCUGAGCAACGAUUUCUUGAAGACCCAGCAGGAGAAGAGGCACAGUUGGUUCAAGGCAAGUGGCACUAUCAAGAAGUUCCGAGCUGGCCUCAGCAUCUUCUCACCCAUCCCCAAGUCUCCCAGUUUCCCUAUCAUACAGGACUCCAUGCUGAAAGGCAAACUGGGUGUGCCAGAGCUUCGCGUUGGGCGCCUCAUGAACCGUUCCAUCUCCUGCACCAUGAAGAACCCCAAAGUGGAGGUGUUUGGCUACCCUCCCAGUCCCCAGGCAGGUCUCCUGUGCCCCCAGCACGUGGGCCUCCCUCCCCCAGCACGGACCUCUCCUUUGGUCAGUGGUCACUGCAAGAACAUCCCCACUCUGGAGUAUGGAUUCCUCGUCCAGAUCAUGAAGUAUGCAGAGCAGAGGAUUCCAACAUUGAAUGAGUACUGUGUGGUGUGUGAUGAGCAGCAUGUCUUCCAGAAUGGUUCCAUGCUCAAGCCAGCUGUCUGCACUCGUGAGCUGUGCGUCUUCUCCUUCUACACACUGGGCGUCAUGUCUGGAGCUGCAGAAGAGGUGGCUACCGGAGCAGAGGUGGUGGAUCUGCUGGUGGCCAUGUGUAGGGCAGCGUUGGAGUCCCCUAGAAAGAGCAUCAUCUUUGAGCCUUAUCCCUCUGUGGUGGACCCCACUGAUCCCAAGACUCUGGCCUUUAACCCUAAGAAGAAGAAUUAUGAGCGGCUUCAGAAAGCUCUGGAUAGUGUGAUGUCCAUUCGGGAGAUGACCCAGGGCUCAUAUUUGGAAAUCAAGAAGCAGAUGGACAAGUUGGAUCCCCUGGCCCAUCCUCUCCUGCAGUGGAUCAUCUCUAGCAACAGGUCACACAUUGUCAAACUACCUCUCAGCAGGCAGCUGAAGUUCAUGCACACCUCACACCAGUUCCUCCUGCUGAGCAGCCCUCCUGCCAAGGAGGCUCGGUUCCGGACCGCCAAGAAGCUCUACGGCAGCACCUUUGCCUUCCAUGGGUCCCACAUCGAGAACUGGCAUUCGAUCCUGCGCAACGGGCUGGUCAAUGCGUCCUACACCAAACUGCAGCUGCAUGGAGCAGCCUAUGGCAAAGGCAUCUACCUGAGCCCCAUCUCCAGUAUUUCCUUUGGAUACUCAGGAAUGGGAAAAGGACAGCACAGGAUGCCCUCGAAGGAUGAGCUGGUCCAGAGAUACAACAGGAUGAAUACCAUCCCCCAGACCCGAUCCAUUCAGUCAAGGUUCCUGCAGAGUCGGAAUCUAAACUGUAUAGCACUUUGUGAAGUGAUUACAUCCAAGGACCUCCAGAAGCAUGGGAACAUCUGGGUGUGCCCUGUAUCUGACCAUGUCUGCACACGGUUCUUCUUUGUAUAUGAGGAUGGUCAGGUGGGCGAUGCCAACAUAAAUACUCAGGACCCCAAGAUACAGAAGGAAAUCAUGCGUGUGAUCGGAACUCAGGUUUACACAAACUGAGGGGGCCCCAGCCCUCGUACCACCCCUGUUCCCCCAGGAUCCAUCUGCCCUCUUAAAAGGGCUCAGGUGCAGCAGGUGAGGCUGCCCUGAGGAAUUAAGGGACCGUUACCAAGGGGGCAAGAAAAAGAAGAGGUGGCCUUCAUAGUGGAACUUGACCCAGGAACCACUCUACGUUUGGAUGGCCCAGACUGACUCCAACCCCUGAUUUUCCCAGUUGACUUCACCCUGUUUGUAAAUAAAACAAUAAAAUGGAAGGUGCUGUGGACUGGA
Propithecus coquereli (Coquerel's sifaka) is the source of this 2893-nucleotide messenger RNA. It is a transcript of the gene PARP6, whose product is annotated as poly (ADP-ribose) polymerase family, member 6. The record is from RefSeq and is a predicted model, not a curated record. NCBI's taxonomy places the organism in Eukaryota, Metazoa, Chordata, Mammalia, Primates, Indriidae. Bases 728 to 2623 code for a protein of 631 amino acids. Gene Ontology annotation, molecular function: NAD+ poly-ADP-ribosyltransferase activity; kinase binding; protein serine/threonine kinase activator activity. Gene Ontology annotation, cellular component: intracellular anatomical structure; nuclear envelope; membrane. The transcript has 23 exons. Gene Ontology annotation, biological process: endoplasmic reticulum unfolded protein response.